AGUGCGAAGUCUUUGAAAAGGUUUUUAAAAAAAUAAAAAUAAUCUCCAACUCAGAAGAUAAGUCGUUUAUGGUGAGCGUUUCGUUGAAGACAGACAGUCAUGGCUGGAGACACGCAAGAAGUUCCGCUGCUUGAACUGGAAUCAGUCAUUGGGUUUAAUGGGCACGUGUUUUCUGGUCUGCGAGUGCAUCCGGAUAAAGAAUACCUGGUUUACCCGCUGGGGUGCACUGUCAUUCUGAAGAGCCUGGCACACGGCAAACAGCAGUUCCUGCAAGGACACACCAACAACGUCUCCUGCAUCGCCGUGUCCAAGAGCGGCAAGUACAUCGCCUCAGGACAGGUCACCUUCAUGGGCUUCAAGGCUGACAUCAUUAUCUGGGAUUACUCCAAGAGGGAAAUCUAUGCCAGAAUGCAGCUGCACAAAGCCAAAGUGGAGGACCUGGCCUUUUCCCCGAAUGACAAGUAUCUGGUGUCGCUGGGCGGGCAGGAUGAUGGCAGUAUUGUGGUGUGGAAUAUCGAGACGAAAGAGGCUAUCUGUGGGAGUCCAGCUUCAGCCCACAGUGCAGGGCACUGUCACACAAUACAGUACUCCAACCAGAGCGACAACAUCUUUGUGUCUGCUGGGAAUUCGACGCUCCGUGUUUGGGAGCUCGAUCUUCCCAACAGAAAGGUCCGCCCUACGGAAUGCCAGACGGGACAGCUGAAGAGGAUAGUGAAAUGUAUCGAGAUCCCAGAAGACGACAGUUUCUUCUACUGCGGCACCACCAGUGGAGACUUGCUGAAAGUUAACCUCCAGACCAAACUUCUCAGCAGCUGCGGGCCGACGAAACUAAAAUUCAUCAAGGGGGUGAACAGCCUGAAGGUGCUGAAGACCGGGGAUGUGCUGGUGGGGUCGGGAGAUGGGAACUUCUCCCUGUGCUCUGGGGCUUUUAAGGUCAUCAAGCAGGUCCAGCUGGAGGGGGGCGUGACCUCCAUCGCCCUGCGAGGCGAGGGCCACCAGCUGUUCGCUGGCACGGAGAGCGCGCAGAUCUACCGCUUCAGCUACGCCGACUUCAAAGAGGAGCUCAUCACCACCAGCCACGACAGCGCCGUGAAUGACGUGGCCUUCCCUUUUGCGUGCUCUGAGCUCUUUGCCACCUGCUCCCAGGGCAGCAUUAGGGUGUGGCACACAGACACGUCUAAGGAGCUGCUGCGCAUCAAGGUGCCCAACAUGACGUGCAACGCCCUGGAGUUCAUGAGGGACGGCAGGAGCAUCAUCAGCGCUUGGAAUGACGGAAACAUCCGGGUGUUCACUCCGGAGAGCGGCAGGCUGAGUCUGAUCAUUCAGAACGCCCACAGCAUGGGGGUUAGCGCCAUCGCGGGCACCACGGACUGCAGCAGAAUCCUGAGCGGGGGAGGGGAGGGGCAGGUGAGGAUGUGGCAGAUCCAUCAGGGCACUCAUAGGCUCAUUGAGACCAUGAAGGAGCACAAGGCCACUGUCACCUGCAUCAAGAUCAAGAGCAACAACAAGGAGUGCGUCACUGCCAGCUCAGACGGGGCCUGCAUCAUCUGGGACCUGGUACGCUUCGUGAGGAACCAAAUGGUCCUGGCCAACACUCUGUUCAGAACCGUCUGCUACCACCCAGAGGAGUACCAGAUCAUCACCAGUGGCACCGACAGGAAGAUCGGGUAUUGGGAAGUGUUUGACGGAUCGGCUAUAAGAGAACUGGAGGGAUCCCUGUCAGGAUCCAUCAACGGCAUGCACAUUUCACAGGACGGAAACCACUUUGUCACAGGUGGCGAUGAGAAGCUGGUGAAGGUUUGGGGGUAUGCUGAGGGAGAGGUCACCCACGUUGGCAUCGGGCACAGUGGUAACAUUACCAGCGUGAGGGUCUGUCCCAACAGCAGGUAUAUCAUCAGCUCCAGCGCAGAUGGAGCCAUCCUCAGGUGGAGAUACCCUCACCCCUCCUGAAACAGCCCAGAGUCAGGCCGGCCCCCACCGGCCCUGUGGGAGUCAGCUACCAACCAGCCUCUUCCCACAGGAUCUCACUUUUCUCCUGUCUCGUCUUUUACCAGAUCUUAAUAUUCACACUUUAAAGUAAAUAAAAUGUUGUCUGUGUAGCACCCAAAAAAAAAGUUUACUAAUUAAACUGUUAAUGAAUUAAAGUUAAUUCA
Conger conger (European conger) is the source of this 2153-nucleotide messenger RNA. It is a transcript of the gene cfap52, whose product is annotated as cilia and flagella associated protein 52. NCBI's taxonomy places the organism in Eukaryota, Metazoa, Chordata, Actinopteri, Anguilliformes, Congridae. Gene Ontology annotation, biological process: cilium assembly. The record is from RefSeq and is a predicted model, not a curated record. Gene Ontology annotation, molecular function: protein binding. The transcript has 14 exons. Bases 100 to 1950 code for a protein of 616 amino acids.